This is a messenger RNA of Nelumbo nucifera (sacred lotus), 4147 nucleotides long. RefSeq lists its product as uncharacterized. The record is from RefSeq and is a predicted model, not a curated record. NCBI's taxonomy places the organism in Eukaryota, Viridiplantae, Streptophyta, Magnoliopsida, Proteales, Nelumbonaceae.
ACAAAACCCCUUGGACCCGGACUCUCUCUCGUCUCCUACAUUCUUUUUGUAUUGUACAAAUUUUGCAGCGAGGCUUGCGGCAAGUUCAUCUCCCUCGGCCAAACAAGGCCGGAGACGACGACCGGACCCCGACAUCUCUGAUGUCCCUCCACCCAACCGAAGAAAACCUCUCCGUCAGACCUGAUAAUGGGCCCCAACCCCCAUCAACUCCAUCCUCCACGGCAACAACGACGACAACAGUUGCCGGACGAGCUGCUGUCUCCACGUGUCAUCAAGCUACUUCCCACUUCCUCCCUCCCUUUCCCAAUGGAAUCUAGCUGCCUGCUACUGCGAGCGAGACCAAAGAAGAGAAAGUGAUGCGGGGACGGUUGAAAAACAAAGAGGACAAAGAGAACACGGAAGAGAGUUUGACCCACUCGUCGUCUCAGUCAAGUCAGCCGGCCAGGCGGCUCAGCGUGCAAGACCGGAUCAACUUGUUUGAGAACAACCAGACUAGAAGGAACAAGGUAAGGUCGGGGUUGUUGGGAACCCAGCUGAGCUUCGGAGGCUGUCGCCGGACGCAACGUUGUUGAAAAGGCAAUGGAGUGGUGCCAGCGACCUAUGCAUCCAUUCCAGUAAUGAUAAGAAGGAAACCCAGAGUGCUACUUCUGCAUCAACUUCUUUGAAAUCUCAGUCCCAGUCCAGUGCGUUACCCAUUUUACAUGAGGAUAAGGACGCUGGGGGGAUCGAGCGACACGGCAAGGCUGUCUUCUCCGGAGGACUUUGGAGUGAAAGAUACUGCUACUACUCGGGCCUUGGUUGGAGGUUUUUCCGGCAAAGAAGAGAUUGUUGGGUUAAAGGAUUCUAACACCCGGUUGAAAGAAGUUUUCUUUGGAACGUCAGAGGAGGCUACUUCCCGUCCUCAUUUGAAGGCCCUCUACGAUAGAGCAGAGACUGCUGGGUUCAUUCAUACCAGGUUAAAUUGAAGGCCCUCUACGAGGAUUCUGAUUUGAAUGAUCGAGCAGUUCGCCACAGAACCUGUUCUGAACCUCUUCGGUUGUAGUAGAUCGUGCUGGAAUAAAAUAUCAACUAGAUUUGCAGACCCAAUUCGGAGGUCCUUCACCAAGGGCAGAGGAUGGUCAGAAAGACAGGGUUACAUCUCAUGGCAAUUCUGGAGUUUGUGUCAGUGCAUUGAAUGGUGUUGAGUUAUGUGAUCAGCCGGCUUCUCAGGCAUUGACCACGACCGCCUCCAGUACGACAGUAGAUGUUAAGUUGAACUUAAUAGAUUCAUCAAUUCCUAAGCUUAAGUUGAUGAUGCAAAUUCCGGAGGUUUUCCAACAAAACUGGAGGAUUCUGGUUUCCAGGGUAUAAAGUUGCAGAGACAGAGUUCUGCAACCAAGAAGGGCAAGAAAUUGGAGGGUAAACAAGGUGGCAGAAUCCCUUCCAAUAGAGGUGCUGAGCUACUUGUUCUUGGAAGGAGGAUCAUGAGAAGUCCAGAGAUGUCUGGUUUGGUAAUAACCCCAGUUGAACAGAGUCAGAAAUUAAGGCAGUUCAAAGGUAAUCAGGAACUUAAUGACGAGCUACAAAUGAAGGCAAAUGAGUUGGAGAAACUUUUUGCAGCACAUAAGCUUCGGAUUUCUGGAGAUCAAUCAGUCAUUGCACAUAGAAGUAAGGUUGCUGACAUGCAAGUUGAGCAGAUGCCAAGUGCCAUAUAUGGGAAAUCUGCAGAGUUAACUCCUGUAUACUUACCUGAGAAAAAUCCAUUACCAGAACCAUUUUUGAGUACAAGCAACAAGGAAGAAUUCGAUCAACCAUCAUUAACGAAAAUGGUUGAUAGUCAUAUCUAUGGUAAACCUGUAAAGCACAGCAUCACUGAGCUUGGUUUGUCAGAGGAUACCAGAGGGAAAUAUUAUGAUAGGUAUAUGCAGAAAAGGGAUGCUAAACUGCGGGAAGAAUGGGGCUCAAAAAGGGCUCAGAAGGAGGCCAAGAUGAAAGCUAUGCAGGACAGUCUUGAACGUUGUAGAGCUGAGAUGAAGGCCAUAUUUGCAGGAUCUUCUGACAGACAGGUCUUAGACCUUCAUGGUCAUCAACGUGCGGUGCUGCUGAGAUCUUUCACUGUUUGCUCAACCACAAAACACACAGAGCAGCACCUAAUAGAAUCCUUCAAGAGUGAGGAGGAUGAGGAUCUAUCUGAAUUUCCUGAACAGUCUCAGUAUGAACAAGAUGCAUCCUUAAGUUAUAUGUCUGUGGGGGAUGGGUCUUCAAGAAGUGCCCUAUCUAAGAAGCUAUUACACAGUAAGAGCUUGUCUUCCUCUACUCCUCAAACCUCAGUGGCACCAGUUCCACGAUCAUCAAUCAAAAGGUCCAACUCCAGCACUGGUAAGAGACAAACUCAACCAGAUAAUUCCCUUGCACAGUCAGUUCCAAACUUUUCUGACUUAAGAAAGGAAAACACAAAGCCCUCAUCAGGGAUCAGCAAGACAACAAACCGCUCACAGCUCAGCAGCUAUGCCCGCAGCAAGAGUACUGGUAAGGAGUUGGCCCUUCCCAAAGAGUAUAAGACCCAGAGGUCUCUUAAGUCUAAUGGUGUUCUAACACCACUAAGAUUUUCUAAAGAGCUAACUAACCAGAGCAUCUAUGGCAAUAUUUCCAAGAAUGGUGGGUCUAAGCCAUUCCUCAGGAAGGGCAAUGGUAUAGGUCCUGGUGCUGGAGCUGGUAUUGUGAAGAUGAAAUCGUCAAUGGCAUCAGAUAACUUGAAAAAUGAACAAUCUCAUGACAUGACCAACCUAGCAGAAGAUUCUGUGGACUUGGUUAAAGCUGAAAAGGAAGAGGGAGAUUUUGGAGCAGUGACUGGUGACAAAAUUAGGAAGGUUAUUGAUUUUCCUGCUGAUUCAAAUAAUGAAAAACGAACACUUAGCGAGGAGUCAGAAAAUUCUGUAGAACCUCAGUCUGACAAUGGUGACUCCCAACUCCACCCUAACUUAGUGGCUGAAGUGGCUACUGCCACGACUAUCACAUUUCACAGCUCUGUAGAACCUUUGCAAGACUCACCAGGAGAAAGUCCUGCAUCAUGGAACUCACACAUGCAUCACCUAUUUUGUUAUACAAGUGAGGUUUUGGAUGUGAAUGCAUCUGUUGACUCUUCAGUGGGGAGCCCUGCAUUGUGCAACUCUCACUCUCUUACUCAGGUGGAGUCUGAUGCAUCUCAGAUGAGGAAGAAAUGGAGCAAUGCUCAGAAACCAAUUCUUUUACCUAAUGCUGCACAUCAUCCAUCUCACAAGGGUGUCACAAAAGGUUUUAAGAGAUUAUUGAAGUUUGGUAGGAAAAGUCAGGGAACAGAGAGUAUGGUGGACUGGGUUUCUGCAACAACUUCUGAAGGAGAUGAUGAUACUGAAGAUGGCAGGGAUCCAGCAAAUCAGUCGUCAGAGGAUUCAAGAAAGUCAAGAAUGGGGUUUUCACAGGGUUACUCUUCUUAUGAUGGCUUGAAUGAUGGUGAACUGUUCAAUGAACAAGUUCAAGCAUUAUGUAGUUCAAUCCCUGCAUCCCAAGAAAAGUUCAAGCCAAAGGACGUUCAUUUGUCUGGGAGCUCUCUGAAAGCUCCUCGAUCUUUUUUCUCAUUCUCAUCUUUUCGAAGCAAGGGGAGUGAAUCAAAACCCAGAUGUUGACCACCGUGCAAAGAUGAAACUCAGGGCUAUAAAGUCUAUAGGUGAUCAGCUGGCAUCCCUUUGCUAUCCUGGUUUACUUACUGUACAGACCUCGCCCUCGACCACAGGGGACAAGGAUCAAAGUUUAGUAAUGUAUUGGCCCAUAUCGAUCGAUACGUAUUUUGUUGGUGACCCACCAAUACGCGGAAUACAUGAAGUUUUGGGGUAAGAGUAAAACCUCUUUCAAGGGGUAGCCAGGCCUUAUACUGAUCCCCUUGAACCUGUGUGUGAUGUUAAAGUCUGAUGCACUCUGUCCAGCAUAUUGGGCUGGAUCAAUAUUUUAAACCUUGACAGGGGCUACAAUCUACAGGCUGAAACUGCAUUACCAUACCCGAAGUGUGUAAAUAGUGAUGAUACUUGAAUCUUUCUAUUUCCAAGUUUAGCUCUGUUCUGAUUAUAUGAUGUAAGGGUUUCAUUUUUGCUGAAUUUGAAUGAAUAUUUUAAAGCUUGUAUGGUGGCAUGAA